AAAUUGGUAGCGUCUUACGAGUCUCGGAGGAAAUCGACAUACGGCUAAAAAAAAUGAUAUUAAUCACAAAAUUUUAUUUGCUUUCUCUAUGGGCCAUAUAGAACAUUAUCGGCUUCGUACGGCCCAAUCUUUUAUUUUAAGACCAUUGAAAUACAUGGGCUUUUGGUUAGGCCCGUAUGUUGUCUUCUUCCUCUCUGCGUCCCCGUCUCUCUCAAAAUAUAGGGUUUAAGCUUCCAUUUCUGCGAUUCUCUUCACCGAUUCCGCAAACCAUGCAGACCCUUAAACGCAUAGCAACACAGACCGAGCUCCACCGACUCUCGUCCACAAUCACCAAAACCCAAUUCAUUUCAGCCGCCAAUCUCCGAGCCUUCUCCUCCAACUCAAAGAAAGGCGGCGGCGGCGGCGACGACGACUGGAACGACGCGUGGGAGACGGCGUGGCUCCCACCCGACCUCUCGGGAAACAACAGCAGAGCUCCAUGGGAGACCGACGUCAAUUUCUCGUCUCCCGAGUCGAGCAUCGUGCUUCCGUCGGACGCCGACCCCGAGACGAAGGCGUUCGUGGAGGACAUGAACGAGAAUUGGAACGAGAGGCGGAAACCCAAAGAGGAAUGGAAGCAGAAUCAGCAGAGCGAGAGUGGGUCGUCGCUUUAUAGCUUGGAGAGCUUGAAGAAGGACUAUCGGGUGAAGAAACAGAGGAUUCACGCUGGGCUUUGGAUGAAGGAGAUUGAGAAGCAGGAGGAGGCUAAAUUGGUCGACUCGAAUUCGUUUGGCGGUGGCGACGACAUCGAGCGAUUGCUUGAUAGUUGCUCUGACAUUUUUGACUCCCCUAACAACGAUUUGGAGAACUCUAAAGCACCGAGUGCUUCUGACUACAAAAACAAACCUGAUGGUUGGGAAACUACAUCUAAGCCUCAGGAGGGAAAUAUAUGGGAGAUGACGCAAAGAGAAGAAGACAUUCUUCUUCAAGAGUUUGAGCGUCGGAUUGCAUACAAUAAAUUUCAGAUUGCUAGUUUUAUCAAGACUCACAUAUUUAGCCGGAGGAGACCAAUUGAUGGGUGGAAAUACAUGAUAGAGGAGUUAGGGCCAAAUGCGAGGAAAGGAAAGGGUUCUGUUUCAAGGCUACCAAGUCUAUCCGAUGCGUCAACCCAACCCUUCAAGGAGGAGAAGACUCCGAUGAGCAGCGGCAGUCUUUCCCCCUAUAAGGAAAGGUAGUUUGGUCUUGGGCCACUUUCAUACAUUCCGUUUCUGCCUACGGGAGAUAUCAGCACCGAAUGUAUUCCUAGUUACCGUAUCACUUAUUGCAAGUUUUGAUAUCCGGCUGUCUCAUAGUACGACGGUACCAUCCUUUAGGCAACUGAAAGUGCAAUUAGUGCAAGUGAAUAUAUGCCAAGAUCCUAUUGCCCACAUUUUCGCUAAAAUUGAUCGACUACCAACGAGAGAAACUUACAAGCAUGCAAGUUUUAUGGUCGGUGGAGUUCAAGACCGGUCGGGAGACCAAGAUGACAUUAUCCCAAACUAUGUACGUGAUGACAUGUGAGUGAGUUAAAAAAAAAAAAAAAAGUGUGGUAGUCACUAGAUAUUGUCGUCCGAGUAUUCUCGUUGCAUGUAAGUUUUUCGCCGGUGUAAAGUUACAUCAAAAAAAGAUUUUGUGGUCGUCACUAGAUACUAUCAUCUUGGUAUUCCAAUUGUAUGUAAGUUUUUUGUCGGGGCAAGUUACAACAAAAAAAAAGUGCACGUGACAGUUACUAGAUA
This is a messenger RNA of Pyrus x bretschneideri (Chinese white pear), 1754 nucleotides long. Its product is annotated as protein GAMETE CELL DEFECTIVE 1, mitochondrial-like. NCBI's taxonomy places the organism in Eukaryota, Viridiplantae, Streptophyta, Magnoliopsida, Rosales, Rosaceae. The record is from RefSeq and is a predicted model, not a curated record. The transcript has 3 exons. The coding region runs from base 177 to 1214 and encodes 345 amino acids.